CAUUACCCGAGUAACCGGUGAGUGUUUACACUGGUCGAGGAGGCUUGCUUUCUGGCGCUGUGGCAGACUCUGGCUGACCUCAUGGCUCGACUGCAGGCCGCGUAAUUUCACCCUCCGCUAAGUCUGCCCUUCGGUGCGUGAGUUUGCCGUUUGCCUGGGACUCGAAUGCACACGGUAGAAGAAGAAGAGGCUGAGUCACUGUGCACCACAAGAGGCCUGACCGCUCGCCGGAACCGGCGCCAUGUCAGCUGAAGGCAGGGUGGAGCCGUGCAGCGAGGCCCAGGCGAAGCAGAGCGGACGGGUUGAAGCAGCGGACGACCAUGUGGACGCUUCACACAGGCACAAUGAGCCCGACCGCAGUGGCACGGACGACGGGACAUCGGGUGUUCUGGAGCAGGUCCAGAGGGAGGAGGCGCGUGAGAACAAGAAGCUUCCUCACUUCACUGUCAAACAACGGAGUCACGCUCCAGGGACAGGAACAUGCAAGCGGAAGAAGUACCUGCCGAAGUCCUUCUCAAGGAGUCCCAAGGUCUGCACCUACAGACACAGGGGGCGGCAGGAAGAGGAGCCCCGGGGACCUGGUCCUUUUUACUUCAUUGGAGGAGGCAAUGGAGCUGAAAUUGUGAGCAGCUACUGUGAGAGCAAAGGAUGGAAAAGGAUUUACAGCACGCACAGGGACGACUUCACACUCAAGUGGUGUCAGACAAAGUCACCGGUCAACGACUGCAACUUCAGAGCAGGUGAACAGUUGGUGUAUCAGAUACCCAAUAAUAAGGUGCUCACGACGAAGAUCGGCCUCCUCAGCAGCCUGCGGGAGUACGAGAGAGUCUGCUGCAAAGUCAAGCAUGGGCAAGGGCUCAGGAGGCUACAAAUGGAAGAGUUCACUCCAACGACCUUUCGCAUGGACGUGAGGGCAGAGAGGGAGGCUUUCUUUGCCCAGCAGGAGGGCGUGAGCACCAAAGACAGGCAUAUGUGGAUCUGUAAGCCCACGGGCCUGAACCAGGGCAGAGGGAUAUUUCUGCUGAAGAACCAGGAGGACGUAACGGCCUUCAGACAAAAGCUGCAGCACAUGGAGGACAGACGGGCCAGCAGGAAGAUUUAUCAUCGCCAGCCUCAGGCCUUUGUUGUCCAACACUACAUCCACAAUCCACUGCUCCUGAAGGGGAGAAAGUUCGACGUGCGCUCCUAUCUGCUGAUCGCCUGCACUGCACCAUAUAUGGUCUUCUUUCGUCACGGGUAUGUGCGCCUGACCUGUGACCUCUACGACCCCAGCUCCAGCAACCUGUCGGCCCACCUGACCAAUCAGUACAUGCAGAAGAAGAACCCGCUGUACAGCCAGCUGAAGGAGGACACUGUGUGGUCCAUGGAGAGCUUUAACGCCUACGUCAACGACAGCUUUCAGGUUGCCAAGGGCCUGCCGGGGGACUGGGUGAUGGGCACUUUUGCAAAACGGAUGCAGCAGAUCAUGGCGCAUUGCUUCCUUGCAGUCAAAUCCAAGUUACACAGCCAGCUGGGCUAUUUUGACUUGAUCGGCUGCGACUUCCUGAUCGAUGAGCACUUUAAGGUGUGGCUGUUAGAGAUGAACUGUAAUCCAGCUCUUCAUACGAACUGUGAGGUGCUGAAGGAGGUGAUACCCAACAUUGUUGUGGAGACGCUGGAUUUAACUCAAGAAAUCUUCAACAAAUGCCGCCUUAGGCAGAAAAUAUUUCCCUUAGCAAGCCAGAGCGAGUUUGUGCUGCUUUAUAAUGAAGUUUCUCUCCCUGAUUCAACUCUGGCCCCAAGAAAGAGCAACAAAGACUGUGAUGUGCCACAAAAAGGGAACAAAAGGACCCAAAAGGCUGAACCCAGACAGCCUAAAUCAGAAUAGGAGCAGCUCAGGAAUAGUCAAAAACCAACAGGUAAGAAUGUCAGCUAGUCCUCAGGAAAUUGAAAAAGGUGUCCACCGUAAACGCUUUUCUUAAUUUAAAUAGGCUUUAAACAUUGUUGCUGGGAUGUACAGUAUACUGUGAAUUUGUAAAAAGGAAAAAUAGGAGAUUUAUUUAACAGCAUAGAUACAGUAGGUGCCACAGAUACCUACUAUGAAAGUAGUAGAAACUAUGGAAGCACUGAUUCUCAUAUUGCCCAUAUUUGACUCAUAUGUGCCCAGUUGAGUGCAUUUAACAUUAUAUUUAACUCUACAUGUACUGACAGACAACAUUUUCUAAAAUGAGUGUAUGUGUAAAUGGCAUAUUGAGUUACUGUAAUAUCUAAUUAUGAACUUUAUUUCUCCUUAUCUUCAUUGUCAUUGUUUUUAUAUAUUUGUCAGUGUUAUAUAUUUGUCUUCUCGUAUUGUUCUCAAGUUUGUCAAACAUAACUAACUACAAUAAAAUAAAAAUGACAGAAAUUUUAUUUAUUUGGAAAUCGGGUAAUGUAUUACACAUUCUUAACUUAAAAAAAAAGUAAUGUGAUGUGGUGCCAUCAAAGUGGGUCAAUGGAGAAAAAUAGAUGUGGCCACCAAGCAAAGUGGAUGUUUUUAACACACAAAAAGCCAAGAACAACCUGAAGCAUACUGGAAAUCAGGGUUUUACUUAUAUUCACAUCUUAAACCAUGGACAGAUGGAAGGAGCCUGGUUACAUGGCUGAAGACAAUGUUUCACUUAUUGCACACAAACUAUGGAAAAGAUGCUGCACUCAAUGGCGUAUGUAUCUGUUUGUAUGUUGUAUGUACUGAAUGUUUAGUGUUUGAACUAACUAAACUAAAUAAACUAAAACCUAAAUGUA
Betta splendens (Siamese fighting fish) is the source of this 2760-nucleotide messenger RNA. It is a transcript of the gene ttll10, whose product is annotated as tubulin tyrosine ligase-like family, member 10. Gene Ontology annotation, biological process: protein modification process. The transcript is spliced from 13 exons. NCBI's taxonomy places the organism in Eukaryota, Metazoa, Chordata, Actinopteri, Anabantiformes, Osphronemidae. The coding region runs from base 242 to 1867 and encodes 541 amino acids. The record is from RefSeq and is a predicted model, not a curated record.